Molecule: messenger RNA, 1017 nt
Organism: Tuber aestivum (summer truffle)
Lineage: Eukaryota; Fungi; Ascomycota; Pezizomycetes; Pezizales; Tuberaceae
Source: the annotation of a GenBank genome assembly
AUGGUUUCCUGUAAGUCGCUCCCCCCCGGGACCCGCAAACUAACCAAUCCAAUCCUAACAAACAAUCACAGUCUCCUGCGAAAUCUGCUCCGACAUCCUCAAAAAGCCCAAACUCGACUCUCACGCCGCGCGCUGUCGCGGGGCAUACUAUACAUGCAUUGACUGUUCAAAGACGUUUGUGGAGGGGCAGUGGAAGGGUCAUACCGUUCGUUUUCCCUCUUUCCCUCCCGCCAGUUGUGCUAAUUGAGGGGGGGGGUAGAGUUGCGUUAGUGAGGCGGAAAAGUAUCAGGGGAGUUUCUACAAGCCAGAGAAGGGGAAGGGGAAGAGUGGGAAGGAGAAGGACAAGAAGAAGAAGGGAUCUCCAGAGGCAAUCGCUGCCCCCGUAACCGAGGUUAGCGAGCUCGAAGCUAAAGAUACACCUAUGGACGACACCCCUCCCGCCGAAUCCCCCGACCAGUCGAAACCCUCCAAGAAGGAGAAAAAGAAAUCCAAAAAGGACAAGAAGGCCAAGAAAGAUAAAAAGAAAUCUAAAGACACUCCCGCUGCGCCGGAAACGAGCCCCAACCCUGCCCCUGCCAUCGAAGCGGUCGACAAGAAGAAGCGCAAGAGCGCUUCUGCGGAGGAUACUCCAGCUAAGAAGAAGAAGAAGAAGGAGAAGGGGGAGGGAGAGAAGGCGAGGAUGAGUCAAGAGCGACUUGCGGAUCUAGUUGGAAAGGAGGAAUUGGGAUUCGCAGGGUUCUUGGAGAGGCUUGAGAAGGAGGUGGGGGGUGCCCAUGAUGAAGUCCCCAAGGGGGCGGCGUUUCAAGGGCUGCGGGUGAAAGUUGAUGAUGGGAGGGUUGUGCUUUCCUUUGGGGGGUAGAUUGGGGGAAGUGCGGGUGCCAUGAUGUUGUACUAUAUCAUCACGGGGAAUUGUGCUGCGCUCGAGCACUUGCAGUAAUGCGCUCGUGGCAGCCAUGUAGUAGACCAAAAGUUAUGUUUGUAUCUAUAGUACCCAAAAAUACCAAUAAUUAUUCACCG